Anopheles stephensi (Asian malaria mosquito) is the source of this 4093-nucleotide messenger RNA. RefSeq lists its product as uncharacterized. Lineage: Eukaryota; Metazoa; Arthropoda; Insecta; Diptera; Culicidae. The coding region runs from base 874 to 2991 and encodes 705 amino acids. Gene Ontology annotation, cellular component: cytoplasmic vesicle membrane. The transcript has 3 exons. The record is from RefSeq and is a predicted model, not a curated record.
UUAAAUUACAAGCUGUAUUAGCCUUGCACUCAUAUGGCCACCAAGGCUAAAUUCAAUAUGGCGCCCUCUUACAACUUAUUGCGUCAGAACAGGAGGACUCAAGGGAGGUGGGAAACGAGAGAGAGAAAAAAGGCAAACAAGAGCAAGUAAUGUAAACGGAUGCGAUUGCACUUUUACGCUCUAAACCAAAACGCCUAACCGGUACAGAGAACCAGGACUUCCGUCGCGUGCGUACAGGGAAUGGCUGCAAGGAUUUCCUACCGACAGGACGCGCGGGGAGACGGAACGGCGCAAGCGCACAGCAUAAAACACACACACACACACACACACAAAAAGGGACGAAUAUUGUAUGUUUUCCUUGCUCUCCUAGUGCAGCACGCAUUUGACAUGACGUACCAGGAACAUCCUGUUUCGCGUUUGCAGUGAUAGUGACGUUUUUUUCCAUCACCCCAUUAACGGUUGGUAGCAGCGUGCACCUGUACACCUCAGCAAAGCGACAACAUAGAACAACAUCCCGAUUCGACGAUGUGCAGCGGUACACAGUCGAAAGGACGAGCAGCGUACAGUACUUCCUGAGCGGAGUCCCGGAGCACCGAGCGUAGUGGAUCCUGGUGUUGUGCAGUGUGGAGUCGGUGGGAAGGGUGUCCUGAAGCGUUUAGAGCGAACCUCGUCAUCCGGAAGCAAGGGCGGGUGCCAUCCUCCGGGCACGUAGCGCAACGAGUGUCCUGUUGCAAUAUCCGAUGUAGUUGCAGCUGGCCAGCGUUCCAUUGCCAGGUGGAGGUGUACCAAGCGAACCAAGUGUAUCAGUGCAGUGGCCCGAACCCCCGUCAUCAUCGAGCAGCAAGUUGUGCGCCAUCUUCGGCAACGCGUAUUAUGUCAGCGGCUACCGUGCACUUGGUCCACGAUGCGAUGCUCUUCCUGCUGCUAAUCUACGGAAUCAUCGCGCUAAUCAAACCAGUGACUGGCUCAUCGGUGGCGCUGUGUGAAGGUGGCCAGACAUGUCUUCCGCCGAAGGAGUGUUGCGCCCAGGGCUGCUGCUACCUGUACGCACCACCGGGCGCACCCCGCGUACCGAUGGCGAGUAACGAUCACGUGCUGAGCCUGCUGUUUGUGAACCACUGGUACUUCUGGUGCUUCGUGCUGGCCAUCGUGCUCGCCCUGCUCUGCACCUGCUCGCUGUGGAAGAAACGGCGCCAGCUGUGCGGCUGGGACACGUCCGCACGCCACUCGCAGUCGGAAGGUGACUCGGCCGGUUCGUGCUAUGCGCCACCACAGUACAGCCGGUGCAACUCGUUCCACAUCCAUGCACCGCCACCCUACACAGAGGUGGCAUCCAAACCCGACCUUUACCCGCUCGUGUUCAGCUACACCGAUCCGGGCAAAGGUAAUGGGGCGAACUAUCUGAUGGUGCAGUACUUCCGCAACUACAUCGUCCAGCCGGUCGGUUCGAUAUCCGGCACCAGUACGGUCGAUUCGCUCAGCUCCAGCUUCAUCUGCAACGCGAACGAGGCAAACACGCUGGUGCCUCCGCCGUACUCACGCGCCGCCAGUCCGGAUCUGACGAUGUCUUUCCGCAACUACCUGAUGCCACGUUCCGCAUCGCAACAGGUAUGCCUUACGGCGUUCGAUCGCUCGACCGCCGGCCAGGUGCAGGGUUCGCGCAGCCAGGCCAGCUACCAGCGGGACGACGAGUCGCUGCUUGAACAGCACCACCACCACCACCACCAACAACAACAACAACAUCACCAGCAGCAGCAGCAGCAGCAGUGUAUGAUGUCCCGCGGGCAACAGCGCGACGAGACGGGUCCGACCGACGGCACACUCGUUACCUCUACAAUCAAUCACAAUAGCGUAAGCAGCAACAAUGUGUCCUUAAUGGAGUGUCCCGAGGUGGGUGAGCAUGUGAGCGGUGGCUACAGUACGCGCCGGACCAAUUACCUGGACCACGGACCGGGCCAACAGACGCCGCCGAACAGUGCCGAUGGUGUCGGGAUGGGCCACUGUACCGAGCAACGGCCGGCGGUGGCCGCCAGCACGGAAUCCUUCACCUCACUACCGGGCCCACCGUUCGACGGUAGCCAGCAGGUAUCACACAGCACUAGCAAUAGCAUACAUCCGGCGAACCGGUACGGCACCACCGGUCGCCACGAUGGUACCAGCGCAAACUGUGAUCUCAACAUCCGGCACACGAAGCAGAACACGCUCGUGUGCAAACACUGCUGCUCGCUGGGCGAUAUAACGGGCGGGCCGGUCCACCACGCCAAGGAUCUCAGCGCACUGCACAAAAGUCUCGAAACCUGCUGCCAUGUGAAUGGGCACGGGGGCGAAGGUGGCCAGGGGCCAGGGCUGCAGACGGUCGACAGUGACGACAGCUCGAUACUGCAUACCGGUGUGGUGCGCAAGCACGAUGCAAGACUGCGCAACUCGUGCGUGGUGUCCAGCGUUGGUUCGAACGUGUCAAGCCUUGUAAACCUCGACACGUCCAGCUCACCACCCCGUGCGACCAGCCCGACCGCGGAGGUACGCGAACUGCUCGAACAGAUACGGCUGCUGCAUAGCGACGGUCCCGACCAGUCCGGUUCUGUCCAGCCGGCUGCCUUUGGCAACGAUACACACCGCGGUGGCACAGGGCCGGAGCAACGUGCUGCAGGAUACAGGCGUCCCUCGUCGCUGAUCGGCCGUCGCACGAAGCUGUUCUCCAAGCCCGGCACCCAGGGCGGCAGCAAGGGCCUGUACAUACCAAUCUCCUUCACGCAAAGCUUCAUGGCACCGCCGGGCACGAGCGGUGGACGGCAUCUGCGCAGCCCGGCCUCGAUGUCGAGCGCGGCGAGCAGCUUCCUGAACCGUGGCCGCAGUCGCUACUGCUGGAUGUCAAAGUCGGCACCGACAACGCCCGGUGCGGCACCGGGCAGCUUUGCCGGUGGAACGCUCAGCGAUAAUCGGCCGCUGCUACUUACCGAACAGGAGGAGGACGGUGAGCAGAACGUCUAGAAAUGGGAGUGGGAUGAGGCGUUGGGGGUUUCCUUUACCCCUUUUCUGCAACCGUUUGCUGGUUUGGUGGGUUCCGGCGGGUGUGUUGUGAGUGGGUAGCCUUCCUAUCGCCACGCCCUCGCCACUCUCGGGACUCCCGGAGCUAUCGGAGCGAUUCUCAGCAACGAAUCAUUUUGACAUACUACAAUUUGAAGCAAUAUUUAGCGACCGAAACCUACCAGAGCAGUCUUCAAACUAUACAGCGAAGUGUAGUCCUCCGCGUUGGUGUCGCAAGGAUGGAUGUAAUUUAGCAAAACGCGGCCUACCGUCUUGGAGUUAGAGCUUCGAAUGGAGAGUUUAGAAAAAAAACGGCGGUCGUUGAGGCGGGAUUUUUGAGGAAGAAGGUGGGGGGGGGGGGGAGGUGUAAACAAAACCAAACCAAAACAACAACUAUGUUCCGGACCAUAACGUUUUUUCGUGUUUGUACCUUGUAUCCCGUUUCGCUUGCUACGUUUGUAUUUCUUGUAACUUUGUAAAAACAAGUACCACACACACAGACACACAAACACACAAACACACACACACACACACACACACGGCACACAUACUCCCGUUGAGAAUAUUUGCAGGGAUUUACUCUACCCUAUGUCUGGCCCGUUUGGAAAAAAAAAGCACGAAACAAAAUGGCGUCGCAAUGGCAUCGAUUAUUUAGAGUGGUAGUCUAGUAUCUUAGUAACAAAAAUUAGUUUCAAACUGCUUUCAACUGCAACAACAGCAAACAAACCAAACCAAAACCAAUAAACAACAAGCGUAUAAAUCAAAUAUGUAGAACCGCCGGUAGCUUUUACGGUAUCGAUUAUCCUUUCGUACGUUUAGCGCGCAACGACAGCAAUGCUCUGUUGAUCGUUGUUUGUUGCUUGUUUCAUGGAGAAGCUGGAGAAGGAAAAAUAAAUAAAGAAGAAAAAAACAAAUACCAACAAAAAACUACACUCACACAUACAAAGAACAGUUAGUGACAAAAAUGUGUGACGUAUGUGUUUCAAUGUGUGGCUAAUCUUCAGUGGAUGUCCUCUCCAUAUAGAAGCGUCUACGAUAUGGACUAUUAUGCUUCAAACUGAUGGAC